GAUUCAUGCGAAUGCUUAAAUUGGAUCAGCUGAUUUUCACGUCCGGUUCGAUAUUCGAGAUUUCCUUUUCCGGUUCAUUCUGACCAACGUUCCAGUGUUUGGAAGACUGACUGUAAAGAUGGUAGAUGAAGCUGGUGACAGAGAAGAAAUUUCAAAUGUUGCCAUUAUCAAAGAAGUGUACGAUAAUGAAAACGCACAUGAGACGUUCGAAUAUGAACUAGAAAGAGCAUUAGAAUCUGAAUGCAGUUUAAUUAUUAUUGAACCAUCUAAAUUAGGUGAUGAAACCUCCAGGUGGAUAGCAGUAGGAAAUUGUCUUCAUAAGACUGCAGCAUUAUCUGGUCUUGCUGCCAUAGCCACAGGUCUAAUUUGGGGUGAUCAGCCAUAUAUUUGUGGCCCAUUAGGUUUUACAUCCGUUAUAUCCUGUGGACUUUAUACUGUUUCUUGGCAGUUUGAUCCCUGUUGCCAAUAUCAAGUAGAGACUGACACAAGCAAAUUACCACAUGUAGAAUUGUUAGCUGUUUUAGGACCAUCUUCUCCAACAUUUCUUGUAAGAAAAGAUGACACAAGAAGAAGAAUUCUUCAUACAACUAUUACAUUGGUAGCUCUGGGUAUCAGUGCAUGGAGAGUUUAUCAAGCAUUUAAAUGAAAUGUUUUACUAUCAGGAAAGAAAGAAUCUGAGUUGUAAAAAAACAGUAAGGUAGGCCAAAUGAUGAUCGUAAUAAGGCCUAGCAUAGAAAUUUGUGAAUUACAAUUUCAUGUAUAUUAGUGGGGAUUGUUGAGUCACACAAAUCUAUUUUUGUUUGUAUUUCUUUUACGUUUCGACUCUACCUCAUCAGGUGGAUGCUGAUUUUAUAAUAAAUAAUAAAAGGGAAAAUAUGUAAUAAAACAGACUAAGUAACACAUCUUCUAAAAUCACUUCAAAUCUAAAACAUGAUACUUCUUAAAACUUCACAUUGUUACUCUAUGAUCUCCAUCUUGUUGAUUCUAUUACAGUUAAUAUUAACACAAAAAAGACACAAUCAUAUUCACGCAAUUAUCUGCGUGAUACAACUACUGAUGUAAGUGUUGUUAGAUUUAUGCAAAAUUGCAACCAUACACCUGGAAAGUUGGACUUAGAACUAUAUAUUUUUAGAUUGUAAAUAAAGUAGAUAGAAUACACUGCAUAUGAUAUAUUAAAGAGAAUGUUGCCUAGAUUUUCUCACCCAAUGAUACAGCCCACUACAUGAAAAAAAAAACAUUUUUUAAAAACAUAUAACUUCUAUGUUUGUAUUUGGUAAACAUCUUACUUAGUGUAAUAUACAAAAAUUUUGUUAAUUACAUAAGACUCAUCAUAUGAUAUGGAAUAUCAAAAAUAAACGUCACAAACAUUCCUGUAAGUAAUGAUAAAUGUUACAAUAUAAGAAAUUUUUAGAAAAAUUUUGAGUUGAAUAAUGUGUCAAAAGUUCUUGCAACUAUUUGUAAAUAUAUCAACAUUCUAUAACUGUAUGACCAUGUAGUAAACUUAACACAAAAACUGCUAUUUACAUCAUAAGUAAGAAAAUCUAUACUACUUUAAAAAGCUCUUGAUAUAUUUAUUCUUUCUUAACAUAAAAAAAAGAUUUAUUUCAAUCAAUGUGUGUUUUUUAAUAUUUAUCUACUUUGUUUUAAUAUUUAAAAAAGUCUAUAAUACAGGAAAUAAUAAAAUGGAAAAAAAGAAACAAUAAAAUCAGCAGUCCAUUUUAUAUAGAAUCUACGAGUUUAACUAUCUUUGCAUAAUGUUUUUUUACCUAUAAAUGCAGAAUAAAAUAGGUAUUAUGGUUUAUAUUUUAUGCACAAUACAAACACAUACUUUGCUAUAUUGAUGUGAAAAAUAUUUGUACUUUUUUUUAAUUAAAUUAAUGUCAAUUAGUUCUUAUUAACAAAACAUCACUGAUAAAUAACAAAAGCUUAAAUAACUGUUAAUAAUCCUGCCAUGACAACAGAAUUCGUAUCAACCACUGUACAUUAUACAUCACACUUUAAAUGUUUCAGUUAU
This is a messenger RNA of Frieseomelitta varia, 2014 nucleotides long. It is a transcript of the gene Pmi, whose product is annotated as transmembrane protein 11, mitochondrial. The transcript is spliced from 3 exons. Gene Ontology annotation, cellular component: mitochondrial inner membrane. The record is from RefSeq and is a predicted model, not a curated record. Gene Ontology annotation, biological process: inner mitochondrial membrane organization. Lineage: Eukaryota; Metazoa; Arthropoda; Insecta; Hymenoptera; Apidae. The coding region runs from base 119 to 646 and encodes 175 amino acids.